This is a messenger RNA of Fraxinus pennsylvanica, 645 nucleotides long. NCBI's taxonomy places the organism in Eukaryota, Viridiplantae, Streptophyta, Magnoliopsida, Lamiales, Oleaceae. The record is from the annotation of a GenBank genome assembly.
AUGGACAAGGAAAUUAUACCCAUAAUUCAUUGGGAAAUGGAAACGUUCAGUAAACAAGUGCUGGCACUUCUAGUCUUUGGUUCUGUGGCAUUAUUUCCUAUCCUGCUUUUACCUUCUACUCCUUCCAUGUGGGUUGCAGGGAUGACUUUUGGAUAUGGGUAUGGUUUUCUGCUGAUCAUUGGAGCAGUUGCAAUUGGUGUGUCUCUUCCAUAUUUCAUUGGUUUUCUUUUCCGUCAUAAAAUCCAUAUGUGGUUGGAGAGGUAUCCAAAGAAAGCUUCCAUCAUAAGACUAGCUGGUGAAGGAAAUUGUUUCAAUCAAUUUAGAGCUAUUGCAUUGAUUAGGAUUUCUCCUUUCCCUUAUGUCAUAUAUAACUACUCUGCUGUGGCUACCAAUGUUGGAUAUGGUCCAUACUUAUUGGGGUCACUAGUCGGAAUGGUACCUGAAAUAUUUGUUGCACUCUACACUGGCAUCCUGGUAAAAACGUUGGCUGAUGCAUCCCAUGAUCGGCACUCUUUGUCGGCAUCACAGAUCAUUUUCAACGUGGUUGGAUUUUGCAUCACAAUGACUACAACAGUGAUAAUCACAUUGUAUGCUAAAAGGAGGCUCAAUGAACUGCAAAGGGAAGAGGGCCUAUUGUUGCAGUGA